Caenorhabditis auriculariae is the source of this 1376-nucleotide messenger RNA. Lineage: Eukaryota; Metazoa; Nematoda; Chromadorea; Rhabditida; Rhabditidae. The record is from the annotation of a GenBank genome assembly.
AUGCUGAUACCUCUGAUUCUCUGUUUCUUAUCAACAGCAUUUAGCCAAAUCUCUCAACCUGAUCAUUAUGUAAGAUAUUUUAUUUGAAAAAUACAACAAGGAUAUUUCUAUGCUAAUAGUACAAAUAUUUUGUAAAACUUUUCUGAAACAUACUACUUAAGCAAGGAAGUUUUUGUAACUGAAGCCCAAACGUCUCUUUCCUGGAAACAGUGCAAAAAAGUUUAAUUCAUAUUUUCUUUUUUGAGUAAAAAGUUAUGCGAAGUACCCCUUUUGAGAUUUGUAUAACCCUGCAUCAGGCCAUGUUUUGAGCUACUCAGGGACCUCCUGGCUGGUAUCCAGAACAAUUGGGACUGCAAUUGCCGGAAGACGCGGAGUCAGCACAGCCUGUAGGUCAGUGGGUCUUCAAUUAUCCAAAAUGAGAACAUUUUCAAGUCGAAUGCAAAAAACUGAGAAGCUUCACUUUGAUUGGAGAAGAUGGAAAUGGUGUUUUCUCAUCGAAGCAGUCCAUAAAACCGCGUUUCCGGUGAGUUCCGGUCACUUUGAUACUGAGUAACAUUUCUUUUCCAACUUUGUUUCAGUUCUGCGAACAUUUAAAAGUUUAGAAAUCAUUAGAAAGUAUUUGGAUGCUUCUGUCAGAAAUUUAAGGAAUGAGUUUUUAGGUAUAGUCAAUGGGGCGGAUGUUUUAAGUCUAAAUAGGCUCACUUGUGGACUAAUCAUGAAAUUUUUUCAAACUCAAGAAAAUUUCUAAAAAAAAGUCGUAUAAUUCAUUGGAACGUUGUUUGAAGAUUUGGAGUCAUCCACCUUGGUAGCUUUCAAAAAUCUCUAGUCUGAAAAACUGUUACUUCAAACCAUUCGACGUUUGCAAGGGAUGUAGGAACUUUUAGAAACAGUAUUCGUAAUCUGGAAAAGUGUCUUGACAAUUUAUCGAAUACUCAUUCUAGGAAGUACAUAGUGAAAAAAUUGUUUUUUAAGAUGUUAGAAUCAAUUUAAUAAACUUUUUGAUCUCGGACAAGUGGAGUUUCAUUGAAAUGCAGAUUCUUCUCGCCAAAAAAUGGAAAGGACAACUACGUUCUGAUCAGUUGCCCUGAAGUGGAAAGCUACUUGCUCGGGGAAGCGAGGGAGCACGUCACAAUUGAUGGAAUCAAAAAUGCGGUUAUUUUGGCAAAAGGAAACAACGUCUCUGUGAUGCUCAAGUGCGACAAAAUGGGAAGGUCCGCGAAAAUAAGUCUUUUAUAGUUCAUCUUUCAUAGUUAGACUUUUUAAGUCCGACUCCGAGCUUCUUUUGUCAGUAAAAUGCGUCGUUCAGGACACAUGGUCGCGACAUUUUCACAAACGCUCGAGAACGACUUCGACGGUUCACGUGCUUCCAUAAAUAA